CACCGCAGAUUGCAGAACCUUUGUACUUUGUAGUUUGUUACUUUGUAAUGAAGGACGAAAUUUAGUCGUACGCGUGUGUUACAUUUCUGAUAACGCUUUUUAUUGUGAGAAAUGUCUUUAAGUUCUUUAAUCAGAAGAACUCUCUCAGCUACAUUUAUACCGAGACAAGUUCAUUCUAGUCAAACGGGAACCAGAAUUACAAAUUUGCACCACUUCUACCCUAAAGAACCAACCGGAGGAAGAGCCUGUUGAAGAAGUCGCUGGAAGUAAAAAGAAGGCAAUCGUACAGAUACCGGUUGAAACGAGUAUUCAGUACUUACAAAGCAAAGCUUAUAAUAUAACUUACGGGAACAAUCCUGUAUGGAAGAAUUACCGAAGGAACCAUAAAGGUGGGAUACCGCCAUCGAAAACCAGGAAAACCUGUAUCAGAAGUGGAGUGAUAGCAACUGGUAAUCCAUGUCCUCUUUGUCGGGAUGAAUACCUGGUUUUGAGCCCAAAAAAUGUUGAUCUUUUGAAGCAGUUCAUAUCACCUCACACUGGAGAAAUUCUCAGCUAUUCGGUCACUGGUGUAUGCCAGAAGAAAUUCCAGCAACUCAAAAUCGCGAUUUCUAUUGCUAAAGACAGGGGCCUGAUUACUUACGACGUUCCUUUUCGAGAAUACGAUUAUUCUGAUUAUAAGUAAAAUUCCAAAAUGAGAGAAGCGACAAUUGUUAUAAUUGGAGGUGGCAUAGCCGGUGUUUCGUGUUUAGAAAGUUUAGCAAUUUUAGCUCCCGAUGUAAAAGUAAUUUUAAUCAGUGCUUCACCAGUGGUCAAAACGGUCACAAAUCUAAAGCAUUUGACUAAAAUGUUAGCACAUUUUGAUGUUAAAGAAAGAGACGCACAAUGUCUAUCCGACGAGUAUGAGUCUGUUUCUGUUAUCAUUGAUGAAGUAGUGAGAAUAGAUCAUGGUAUAAAAUCUGUUUACACAAAAUCAGGAAUUGAAGUCAAUUAUGAAAAACUUUGCAUUUGUACUGGAGCAUCUCCUAAAGUUUUAAGCACAAACCCACGCAUAUUGACAAUUAGAGAUACAGAUUCUGUGCGCAAAUUCCAAAAGUAUGCUUCAAACAGUAAAAAAAUGGUUGUCGUCGGAAAUGGCGGCAUAGCCACAGAACUUGUUCAUGAAAUAACAGGGAUGGAAAUCGUUUGGGCUAUCAAGGACAAACAUAUUUCUGCCACAUUUAUAGACCCUGGUGCAGCUGAGUUUUUUCAAGACAGGCUGAAAGGAACAGUUGAGGAACAAAAAGACACCGUGGUAAAACGAAUGAAAUACACUGUUGAAGGGCAGGAAGGGUCAAAAGGUGCUGCCUUAGGCCCUGACUGGCAUACAAACGUCAAUUUACAGGGUCUUCUCGACAGUAGACAAGUAACAGUCGAAUAUUCCUGUCAUGUAGUUCAAAUAAAAGAUGGAGAUGACACCUGGCCAGUUUAUGUGGAGUUAUCAAACAAUAAAACAGUGGGUUGUGACUUUGUCGUCUCUGCGAUCGGUGUUCAUCCGAAUGUGAAUUUUCUAUCAAACAGCGAAUUUGAUAUUGCUGAAGACGGCGGUCUGAAGGUAAACUGGAAAAUGGAGACAAGCCAGCCUGAUGUAUACGCAGCUGGUGAUGUCUGUUCAACCGGCUGGGAUUUGGCGCCUCAAUGGUUUCAAAUGCGCCUCUGGACCCAAGCCAGGCAGAUGGGAAUGUACGUCGCAAAAUCAAUGUGCUGCUCGAUUAGAAACGAAGAGCUUCUCCAGGAUUUUUGCUUCGAACUGUUCACUCAUGUGACUACAUUUUUCGGAAUGAAAGUGACACUUUUAGGCCUUUUCAACGGUCAGACCCUAGAUGGCAAAUACGAGAUACUGCUCAGAGUAACAAAAAACAAAGAGUACAUAAAGUUAAUAUUGAAAGACGGUAGAAUGCAAGGAGCAGUACUCAUCGGAGACACCGACAUAGAAGAAAUGUGUGAAAAUUUAAUUUUAAAUCAACUCGAUUUGACCGUUUUCGGCUCUGAACUACUCAAUCCAGAUAUAGACAUUGAUGAUUACUUUGAUUAAUAUAUUAUGUAACAUUUUUAAACUUCAUUAUUUUUAAUGUUUGUGCAAAAAAUAAACAUGAAUAUCAAAAGGCGUCUCACUCUUUGGGGUGGUAGAAUCCAUCAAGGUAUAAAAUUAAUCCAAAUAAAUACUAAUAAUUAAAGACAA
This is a messenger RNA of Cimex lectularius (bed bug), 2218 nucleotides long. RefSeq names its product pyridine nucleotide-disulfide oxidoreductase domain-containing protein 1 (gene Pyroxd1). The transcript has 5 exons. The record is from RefSeq and is a predicted model, not a curated record. The coding region runs from base 692 to 2071 and encodes 459 amino acids. Lineage: Eukaryota; Metazoa; Arthropoda; Insecta; Hemiptera; Cimicidae. Gene Ontology annotation, molecular function: flavin adenine dinucleotide binding; oxidoreductase activity.